AUGGACCUUAUUUUCGAAACCAAAUUCAUUGAAUUCUACAAUAAAUCUUACAAGAUUUUAUUACAAAAUGAAAAUGGUCCUUGUGCUUUAGUAGCACUGGUCAAUAUUUUUAUUUUAUCUUCUCAUUACACAAGUUAUUGCAAAGAUUUAAUCAAAUUAGUACAUGAUCACAAUUCAAUUCAACUGCAUGACAUCCUAGAGAUUCUGGCUGAUGUUGCAAUUAAAAUAACAACUCAAGAGCAAAAGAGUAAAGUCAACGAUAUUGAUAGUCUUUUAUCAAUCUUACCUGAGUUACACAAGGGGUUAAAUGUAAAUCUAAAAUUUAAUGGAGAAUUCACUACCAGCAAUCAAGGAACUAAUAAACUAUUUGAGAUAUUUGGUGCUCGCUUGGUCCAUGGUUGGAUUAUGGACUCAUCCAACGAAGAUCUCUGCAAUAUUUCCUAUGAAGAAGCUCAAGUUAUGUUAAUGAAAGAUAAUGAUCUGAAAAUGGAACCCAAAGCCAAGAUAAUACAAUCCUUUCUUCAUGAUAAUCCAACCCAGUUAUCUAGUUUUGGCUUAUCAUAUUUAUAUAACACAAUCUCAAAUGAUGAAUUUACUAUCUUAUUCAGAAAUAAUCAUUUCUCUACAUUGUACAAAAAAAAUGAUAUAUUGUAUACUUUAGUGACUGAUAUUGGGUUUAAAAAAUAUAAGAACAUUGUUUGGCAAUCCCUAAUCACCAUCAAUGGCUCUGAUGAUGUAUUCUUUGAUGGAAACUUUAAUGAAUCACCGUUAGAAAUGACUGUCGCCACCAAGGACAAUACUUCUUUCAAUAUAAAUCAUCCUAACGAUAAUAACAAUAACAUCACAGAAGGUGAGGCACAACUGGAGAAAGAUAAAAAAUAUGCCCUAAAAUUACAGGAAAAGGAAGAUGAAAGAGUAGCUAAGGAACUCUCUAAGAAGCAAAGGAGAGCACAAAAUAGAUUACAACUUAAGUCUAAAACUAUGCAAAAUAGUAAAAUAUCACCACAAAGUAAACAGAAAUCUAUUAUCACUCAAGCAGAUAAAACAAGAACUGCAAAGGUUCACAGUAACUGUACCAUAGUCUGA
Molecule: messenger RNA, 1086 nt
Organism: Arxiozyma heterogenica
Lineage: Eukaryota; Fungi; Ascomycota; Saccharomycetes; Saccharomycetales; Saccharomycetaceae
Gene: MIY2
Product: ubiquitinyl hydrolase 1
Exons: 1
Coding region: 1-1086 (361 amino acids)
Biological process (GO): protein K48-linked deubiquitination
Cellular component (GO): cytosol; cell periphery
Molecular function (GO): cysteine-type deubiquitinase activity; cysteine-type carboxypeptidase activity; K48-linked deubiquitinase activity
Source: RefSeq, a predicted model, not a curated record